AUGGUCUUUCUCUGGCAGCAUUCAGAGCCACUUUCAGAGCCAGUCGUCUUGUGUUUUCCUUGUGCUUUCCUGGUGCUUCAUGCUGGUGCUACUGUUUUGUUUUCACAGAAUAAAGUGGUGGAUGUGGACAAUCUCAAAGUCAAACUGCAGAUCUGGGAUACAGCUGGCCAGGAAAGGUUCCGCAGUGUAACACACGCCUACUACAGAGAUGCCCAAGCCUUACUCCUGCUUUAUGAUAUCACCAACAAGCCAUCAUUUGACAACAUCAGGGCUUGGCUGACUGAGAUACAUGACUAUGCCCAGAAGGAUGUGGUCAUCAUGUUGCUCGGCAACAAGACCAAGACUCUUUACUGA
Molecule: messenger RNA, 354 nt
Organism: Boleophthalmus pectinirostris (great blue-spotted mudskipper)
Lineage: Eukaryota; Metazoa; Chordata; Actinopteri; Gobiiformes; Gobiidae
Product: ras-related protein Rab-37-like
Exons: 6
Coding region: 1-354 (117 amino acids)
Cellular component (GO): Golgi apparatus; endosome
Molecular function (GO): GTPase activity; GTP binding
Source: RefSeq, a predicted model, not a curated record